Erinaceus europaeus (western European hedgehog) is the source of this 762-nucleotide messenger RNA. RefSeq names its product tubulin polymerization promoting protein family member 2 (gene TPPP2). Gene Ontology annotation, molecular function: tubulin binding. Bases 158 to 673 code for a protein of 171 amino acids. Lineage: Eukaryota; Metazoa; Chordata; Mammalia; Eulipotyphla; Erinaceidae. Gene Ontology annotation, biological process: microtubule bundle formation; positive regulation of protein polymerization; microtubule polymerization. The transcript is spliced from 4 exons. The record is from RefSeq and is a predicted model, not a curated record. Gene Ontology annotation, cellular component: microtubule.
CUGUCACAGGGUCUCCCAGCCAACUGACUCUCACAUAGCUGCACACACAAAGGCCAGGAAGGGUCAGACACCAUCCGGGCUCUCUUAGUCCUCCCUUCCCCUCCUCCCUCCCCCCCGGCUCUCCCCCCCUACUACCCUCCCCCACCUCCAGUUGACCAUGGCAUCAGAAGCAGAGAAAACUUUCCAGCGGUUUGCUGUUUUUGGGGAUUCAUCCAGCAGCAACAGUGAAAUUAACAACAAGAACUUCUCCAAGCUGUGCAAAGACUGUGGCAUCAUGGACGGCAAGGCGGUCACCUCUACUGAUGUGGACAUUGUCUUCAGCAAAGUCAAAGCCAAGAAUGCCAGGACAAUCACAUUUCAGCAGUUCCAAGAGGCCAUGAAGGAGCUGGGCCAGAAACGCUUCAAGGGGAAGAAACCAGAGGAAGCACUGGAGGAUGUUUACAAGCUGAUGGAGGGCAAGGACCCAGCGACCAGUGGGGUUACUAAAGCUACCAACGUGGGCGCGGUGGACCGGCUGACGGACACCAGCAAGUACACCGGCAGCCAUAAGGAACGCUUUGAUGAGAGUGGCAAAGGCAAAGGAAUUGCAGGCCGGGAAGAGAUGACAGAAAACUCAGGCUACGUGAGUGGCUACAAGGGUGCUGGCACCUAUGACAAGAAGGUCAGCAAAUAGAGAGAAGCCUCAUCUUAGCCUUCCAGCCCUUGACCCUGAGUCUUCAACCCUGGGAGCCUGGGGGGGAAUAAACAUCUGUGUGUGCAGCA